CACCGCGUUCCCCGACCCGCGGCCGGCAGGGGGCUCUCGGCCUCCGCCAGGCGUCCUUCGGCUCCGUCGGUUCCCACAGGGCCUUGUGCGACAUGGGCUGCGCCGAGGGCAAGGCAGUGGCGGCGGCCGCCCCUACGGAGCUGCAGACCAAAGGCAAGAACGGCGAUGGCCGCCGUAGGUCAGCUAAAGAUCAUCACCCUGGUAAAACUUUGCCAGAGAACCCAGCAGGAUUCACCAGCACGGCCACUGCAGACUCCAGAGCCCUGCUUCAGGCCUAUAUAGAUGGUCACUCUGUGGUCAUCUUCAGUAGGUCCACAUGCACACGCUGUACUGAGGUAAAGAAGUUAUUUAAAUCUCUGUGUGUUCCUUAUUUUGUGCUUGAACUUGAUCAAACAGUGCUUUGUAUUGAAGGAGGAACCUUGGCCAUAAUGCCAGUUGAUGACUACUGGCUGUGUUUACCAGCCUCUCAUGCUAGACCUUUUGUGCAGACUGUCAGGGUGGUGCAGUCUUGCCCCCACUGUUGCUGGUUUCCAGGUGUUCUCCCUUCAGUCCCUGAGCCACUACGUAUGCCCGCCAUCCUGCCAACAGGUAGCCACAGUGCUGUGCUUCCUCCUUCACAUUGCUCCACCGCACCCCCUUCCACAUCCCAAGAACCUUCUUCUUCCGCUGACCCCAAGCUCUGCCUUUCACCCCCUACAUCUGAUGGUAGGCAAGAGAGAAAUGUGCAGUUUGGGCUGGCUUAUCAGGAGGGCAGACUUCAAAAGCUACUAAAAAUGAACGGCCCUGAAGAUCUUCCCGAGUCCUAUGACUAUGACCUUAUCAUCAUUGGAGGUGGCUCAGGAGGUCUGGCAGCUGCUAAGGAGGCAGCCCAAUAUGGCAAGAAGGUGAUGGUCCUGGACUUUGUCACUCCCACCCCUCUUGGAACUAGAUGGGGUCUCGGAGGAACAUGUGUGAAUGUGGGUUGCAUACCUAAAAAACUGAUGCAUCAAGCAGCUUUGUUAGGACAAGCCCUGCAAGACUCUCGAAACUAUGGAUGGAAAGUCGAGGAGACAGUUAAGCAUGAUUGGGACAGAAUGAUAGAAGCUGUACAGAAUCACAUUGGCUCUUUGAAUUGGGGCUACCGAGUAGCUCUGCGGGAGAAAAAAGUCGUCUAUGAGAAUGCUUACGGGCAAUUUAUUGGUCCUCACAGGAUUAAGGCAACAAAUAAUAAAGGCAAAGAAAAAAUUUAUUCAGCAGAGAGAUUUCUCAUUGCCACUGGUGAAAGACCACGUUACUUGGGCAUCCCUGGUGACAAAGAAUACUGCAUCAGCAGUGAUGAUCUUUUCUCCUUGCCUUACUGCCCGGGUAAGACCCUUGUUGUCGGAGCAUCCUAUGUCGCUUUGGAGUGCGCUGGAUUUCUUGCUGGUAUUGGUUUAGACGUCACUGUUAUGGUUAGGUCCAUUCUUCUUAGAGGAUUUGACCAGGACAUGGCCAACAAAAUUGGUGAACACAUGGAAGAACAUGGCAUCAAGUUUAUAAGACAGUUUGUACCAAUUAAAGUUGAACAAAUUGAAGCGGGGACACCAGGCCGACUCAGAGUAGUAGCUCAGUCCACCAAUAGUGAGGAAAUCAUUGAAGGAGAAUAUAAUACGGUGUUGCUGGCAAUAGGAAGAGAUGCUUGCACAAGAAAAAUUGGCUUAGAAACCGUAGGGGUGAAGAUAAAUGAAAAGACUGGAAAAAUACCUGUCACAGAUGAAGAACAGACCAAUGUGCCUUACAUCUAUGCCAUUGGCGAUAUAUUGGAGGAUAAGGUGGAGCUCACCCCAGUUGCAAUCCAGGCAGGAAGAUUGCUGGCUCAGAGGCUCUAUGCAGGUUCCACCGUCAAGUGUGACUAUGAAAAUGUUCCAACCACUGUAUUUACUCCUUUGGAAUAUGGUGCUUGUGGCCUUUCUGAGGAGAAAGCUGUGGAGAAGUUUGGGGAAGAAAAUAUUGAGGUUUACCAUAGUUACUUUUGGCCAUUGGAAUGGACAAUUCCGUCAAGAGAUAACAACAAAUGUUAUGCAAAAAUAAUCUGUAAUACUAAAGACAAUGAACGUGUUGUGGGCUUUCACGUACUGGGUCCAAAUGCUGGAGAAGUUACACAGGGCUUUGCAGCUGCGCUGAAAUGUGGACUGACCAAAAAGCAGCUGGACAGCACAAUUGGAAUCCACCCUGUCUGUGCAGAGGUAUUCACAACAUUGUCUGUGACCAAGCGCUCUGGGGCAAGCAUCCUCCAGGCUGGCUGCUGAGGUUAAGCCCCAGUGUGGAUGCUGUUGCCAAGACUGCAAACCACUGGCUCGUUUCCGUGCCCAAAUCCAAGGCGAAGUUUUCUAGAGGGUUCUUGGGCUCUUGGCACCUGCGUGUCCUGUGCUUACCACCGCCCAAGGCCCCCUUGGAUCUCUUGGAUAGGAGUUGGUGAAUAGAAGGCAGGCAGCAUCACACUGGGGUCACUGACAGACAUGAAGCUGACAUUUGGCAGGGCAUCGAAGGGAUGCAUCCAUGAAGUCACCAGUCUGAAGCCCAUGUGGUAGGCGGUGAUGGAACAACUGUCAAAUCAGUUUUAGCAUGACCUUUCCUUGUGGAUUUUCUUAUUCUCGUUGUCAAGUUUUCUAGUGUUGAAUUUUUUUCUUUUUUCUCCAUGGUGUUAAUGAUAUUAGAGAUGAAAAACGUUAGCAGUUGAUUUUUGUCCAAAAGCGAGUCAUGGCUAGAGUAUCCAUACAAGGUGUCUUGUUGCAUGGAAGGGAUAGUUUGGCUCCCUUGGAGGCUAUGUAGGCUUGUCCCGGGAAAGAGAACUGUCCUGCAGCUGAAAUGGACUGUUCUUUACUGACCUGCUCAGCAGUUUCUUCUCUCAUAUAUUCCCAAAACAAGUACAUCUGUGAUCAACUCUAGCCAAAUUUGCCCCUGUGUGCUACAUCACAGAUGAUUAUUAUUUUAAGGUCUGUUUAGGAAGGGAAAUGGCUACUUGAUCAGCCAUUGCCUGGCAUUUGGUAGUAUAGUAUGAUUCUCACCAUUAUUUGUCAUGGAGGCAGACAUACACCAGAAAUGGGGGAGAAACAGUACAUAUCUUUCUGUCUUUAGUUUAUUGUGUGCUGGUCUAAGCAAGCUGAGAUGAUUUGCAAUGGAAAACACGUAACUUGUUUAAAAGUUUUUCUGGUAGCUUUAGCUUUAUGCUAAAAAAAAUAAUGGCAUUGGGUAUCUCUUUCUAAGACUACAUUAGUAGGAAAAUAAGUCUUUUCAUGCUUAUGAUUUAGCUGUUUCGUGGUAAUUGCUUUUUAAAGGAAGUUAAUAUCAUAAGUUAUUAUUAAUAUUUUGAACACAGGUGGAUGUGAAGGAUUUUCAUUUAAAAACCAAGUGGUUUUGACUUUUUCUGUUGAAUGAACAACUGUGCCUUGUGGAAUUUUUGCAGAAGUGUUUAUGCUUUGUUAGCAUUUCAACUUGCAUUAUUAUAAAGAGGUAUUAAUGGCUCAGUUGUGUGUUUGUCAAUGUACUGGCUGAGGAUUCUAUCUCAGCUGUCUUUUCUAACUGUGUAAGUUGAGUUUUGAACACGUGCUUGUGGACAUCAGGCCUCCUGCCAGCAGUUCUUGAAGCUUCUUUUUCAUUCCUGCUACUCUACCUGUAUUUCUCAGUUGCAGCACUGAGUGGUCAAAAUACAUUUCUGGGCCACCUCAGGGAACCCAUGCAUCUGCCUGGCAUUUAGGCAGCAGAGCCCCUGACCGUCCCCCACAGGGCUCUACCUCGCGUCCUCAUCUCAUUUGGCUGUAUAAAGAGAUGGGAAAAGGGAAAAGGAGAGAGCAAUUGAGGCAGUUGACCAUAUUCAGUUUUAUUUAUUUAUUUUUAAUUUGUUUUUUUCUCCAAGUCCACCAGUCUCUGAAAUUAGAACAGUAGGCGGUAUGAGAUAAUCAGGCCUAAUCAUGUUGUGAUUCUCUUUUCUUAGUGGAGUGGAAUGUUCUAUCCCCACAAGAAGGAUUAUAUCUUACAGACUUGUCUUGUUCAGAUUCUGUAUUUACCCAUUUUAUUGAAACAUAUACUAAGUUCCAUGUAUUUUUGUUACAAAUCGUCUGAAAAAAAAACAAAACAAUGUGAAACAUUAAAAUUAAAAGGCAUUAAUAAUA
This is a messenger RNA of Gorilla gorilla gorilla (western lowland gorilla), 4130 nucleotides long. RefSeq names its product thioredoxin reductase 1 (gene TXNRD1). Gene Ontology annotation, biological process: cell redox homeostasis; glutathione metabolic process; cellular response to oxidative stress. Gene Ontology annotation, cellular component: mitochondrion; cytosol. The transcript is spliced from 17 exons. The coding region runs from base 93 to 2267 and encodes 724 amino acids. Gene Ontology annotation, molecular function: glutathione-disulfide reductase (NADPH) activity; flavin adenine dinucleotide binding; thioredoxin-disulfide reductase (NADPH) activity. The record is from RefSeq and is a predicted model, not a curated record. Lineage: Eukaryota; Metazoa; Chordata; Mammalia; Primates; Hominidae.